Trichoderma atroviride IMI 206040 is the source of this 585-nucleotide messenger RNA. The record is from RefSeq and is a predicted model, not a curated record. NCBI's taxonomy places the organism in Eukaryota, Fungi, Ascomycota, Sordariomycetes, Hypocreales, Hypocreaceae.
CCAAGCCGCUGGCACAGCGCCGUCACCUAUGCCGCUCUCGGCUACAUCUGCAAACACUGCCAAUUAUGGAGGCAACAUGGGAGUAUACAGCCAUAACAAGUCGCCUCUGAAGAAAGUUAUGGACCGAGGCGCUUUUAACGAGCCAGCGUCGCCUCGAAACUCACGAGAGAUGGCAGCACUGGAGCAGCAGGGCAGAAGCGCGUCCACCCCAUAUUCAGGAGCUUCCAGAAGCAGAGCACAGCAAGACAGAUCCAUUAGAUGGUGAUUUGCUCUGGUGCUGCUCUUUGUGCAACCCAAUGUAUUACUAUUUGCGAACUGAGUGGUUGUGAUUUACGUGCUUGGAUUCAGUAUUGCAUAGCAUGGUCGGCGUUGGGAUUGUGUUUUGUCUGUAUCAGUGUUUUUUUUUCUAUGGCGGCUAAUGGAGAUAUGUGUAUAUGAACAAUGCGGUUUGGAAUCUGGCUGAGUGAGUAGCUUCUAUGUGAUAUGAAUGUUCUUUGUUCUUUUUCUUUUGGAAUUCAAAGUGGAAGCUGCUCAGUGUUAAUUAAGAGUUAACAAACAUCAAAUACAGCAAAAAGUUGAGUUCGG